AUGAGGCAGCGGCCAGAGCGACCGACGUUCCCAGUCUGCGUAGCGAUCAACGGCGAGAACAUGGGAGGGCUGAUGCGCUUCGUAAACCACUCGUGCCAACCGGUGGCGAAGUUCGUGGAAGUGGCCAACGGCCGCCGUACCACCGUGGUCGUGGCGUCGAUGCAAGACAUCCACCGCGGCGAGGAGGUGACAACGCCCAAGACCCGUGAGAGGGCCAAAGAGGGAGCAGGACGAGAGAGCAAGCAAGGUGAAGAGAGAGACCAGCGAGAAGGGGGAGGGAGCGAAGUGAAGGAGAUGCCCAAGCACUCUGGAACCACCAACUACUCGACGGCCGAUGUCGGCCGUCUCCUCACGCUCGUCGAGAAGAUGCUACCGCUCGGCAGGGACGAGUGGGAACGCCUCGCUAUGACGUACAACGCCAACAGGCCUCGAGGCUCACCCGAGCGAGACUUCGAGAGCUUACGGCGUAAGUUCAAGGUGCUUCACAGCACCCGGAAGCCGACCGGCGUGCAGGAGAUUCCCCCGCUCAUCAAGAAAGCCAAGGAGGUCAAGCGUGCCAUCGACGACAAGGCCAACGUCGUGGAGAUGGACGACGAGGCCGACAACGACCAGCCCGACUUCUACUUUGAAGUCGACCCGGACGACAGCUUCUACGAGGGCGGCGACGGCGAGGGCGAAGGCGAGUCGCCGGGCUCCGACGAGUCGGCCGAGGACGAGUCGACGGCUUUCAGCCGCUCAUCGAGCCGAGGCGCGUUACAAGACUUGCUCUCGUCGCCGCUGACCACCGAUGAUCUGGACGAGCUUGCACGCACGCCGCGUCCUGCUCAUGUCCGAGCAGCGCCAAGUACACGUCGUGCUGACUCGGGAGGGCUGCCGCCACCACGUAAGACGGCUGUUACUGCCCCCAGUAGUGAUGCUUCACAGCAGCCAUCGACUCAAGGUGCCGCCGCUGUCACCAACCGCGAUGCCGCCGAAGCGGCCAAUUACCCCAAGCUCCACAAGACGUCGAACCGUCUCGGAGGCGUGGACUUGGCCGGCUUUCGCGACACGGUGGGCGCCAAGCGCGCUCAUGAAGAAGACAAACACACGGCGGAAGCUAGUUACGCCAAAGCUAAGCGCAUCCGUGCCAUGAAUGCAACAACAGCUCUCAAGACAAACAACAUGCGAGGAGGCAUCCUCGAGACGCUUCUGCUGCUCCGCGAAGAGAGCGAGCGGAAGGUUGACGCCCGUCGCGCCGAGGAAGAUCAGCGCCGUCGAGACGAAAAGGCGGCCAACGAGGCCUGCGUUCUGGAAGCCAAGACUGAAGCUGAGACGCGCCGCCGUGAAGGAGAAGCUGGAGAGAGAGGACCGUGCGCGCCGUGA
Phytophthora sojae is the source of this 1362-nucleotide messenger RNA. RefSeq lists its product as hypothetical. The transcript is spliced from 5 exons. The record is from RefSeq and is a predicted model, not a curated record. Lineage: Eukaryota; Oomycota; Peronosporomycetes; Peronosporales; Peronosporaceae. Gene Ontology annotation, molecular function: protein binding. Bases 1 to 1362 code for a protein of 453 amino acids.